This is a messenger RNA of Protopolystoma xenopodis, 309 nucleotides long. The record is from the annotation of a GenBank genome assembly. Lineage: Eukaryota; Metazoa; Platyhelminthes; Monogenea; Polystomatidea; Polystomatidae.
ACAAAAACAGUCCGUCUUUUUGCCAAGCAUGAGCUGACCUCGCGUAAAGACACUAUUCCUCUGGUAGCCCACUGUGUGACCGCCAUCUCCAAUUGGCUGGCAAUUGAGCAGUCCAGAGAGAAACGAGCGGUUGUUACUCAGUCAAUUCAUACCUGGCUGGAGAGAGUCAAGCUCCUGCGCAAUAGCUGUCUUGAAAACUCAAAGCAACCCCAAAUUUUUUCUAAUCCAGAGGACUAUAACGAAGCUUUGGUUCUGGACAUGGCGCAGCGGAUCUUUUAUACACUGCUAGAUAGUUUUAAAGAGUCCUGA